AAAUGAAUUAUUGUGACUAAAAACAAAAACAAGGCGCUUACUGGCUGCAACAAGUGAACGAAGCUCGAAUUAAAUAUUAAUUAUGUGCUACGUAAAGCGGUAAACUUGGCGCUGUAGUCAGAAAUUGUUUUUAGGCGUGCGUUUUGCCAAUUCGCUGAAUUCAGCAAGACGACGACGACGCCAACGCGAACAGCAGCAAAUACAAUAGCAACAAUAGCAACAACAACAGUUGAUAAACUGUUGCAACAGUUGAGGCGGCGGCAAAGAAAUCGUAGAAGAUGUCAUUGACGAAAAAGGAUCCAUCGCUGCGUGUUGCCGCCUCGGAUCCCCACUUGGUCAGUCUAGGCGGUGGUCGUCUCAGCACCGCGGUCACCAUACACUACAUACAUAUCGGCGAUACUACAAUUGGCUCCUCGCCCAGCUGCAGCAUCUCGCUGAACGGAAGCGGCGUCCGUCCGCUGCACUGCACCAUCUACAGAAGCGAGCUGAACGAGGUGACUUUGGUCUCAGAGCCCGACGCACGUUUGUUGAUCGACGGGGCACACGUGGAGGGCAAGGCGGAGGCGAAGCUUAGCCAAGGUGCCAUGAUUACCAUUGGCAACUCGAACUACUUGCGCUUUAACAAUCCGGAUGAGGCGCUGAUGAUGCGCUCCGCCAUGGGCUCCAACGAACGCAUUUCCAUGCCACACAUUGACUUCACCCAAACCGCCAGCUCACAAGCAAGCGAAGCGCAGCAGCUGGAAAGCUUCUAUGAGAGCAUCAUCAAUCCGCUAAAGGAUUGCGCGCCCGAGUCGACGCACUGUCCCAAGGUGUUCAGCUCGGAUCUGGUGACCGUCAACAUGCCAGCGCGCGAUGUGCUGGGCCAGAAAUACGCGAGCUUUGCACGCAAUCUUGUCGAGAAUCAGCGCAGCGACAAGCAGCUGAACAAUCAGUUUAGCAAAAGCACCAACGGCAUUGGCCACAAUCCCGGCUACUGCAAUGUGCCCGCCAAUGCAGCGAUCUACAAGAUGCACCAUGAGCAGGAGGAGCAGCCACUCAGCAAGGUAAACAACGAUCGCUAUGAUCGCUAUCCCAAGCCGGCGCCAGGACUGCAGCUGUAUGCGAUGAAUGGACUCAACUCGGAGCUGAAUACAAGCACAACAGCUGGAGCAGCAACUGGAGGCGGCGGCGGCGCUGAGCUGGAAGACAUGCUAAAGAUUUGCACGGAGUACGCGGAUCGGCAGCAGCAGCUCCAGGUGCAGCAGCAGCAGCUCCAGACAAGCCACAAUGCCAGCUCGAGCAGCAUAACCAACUCGCCCAUUGUGCAGAAUCGCAUCAAGACCAACGGCUCGUUGCCACGCGACAAGAAGUCGCCGUUCCAGAGCAGCAGCAACAGCAGCAGCUCCAACGGCUACGAGAACAUACGUCUGCUUGGUCCCAAUCGCGUCGAGAUCAAUGGCCAGCUGCAUGUGCCGGCGACGGCGACGACGACGGCCACAACCAGCGGCUGCAAGUCCAGUCUGGAGAAUCUGACCACCAAGUAUGUGCCACAAAGUCCGCGCACCAAAAUACGCACCAAUUGCCUGUCGCCCAAGAAGGACGCAAGCUUUGUGCUGCUCUCGGCGCCGCUGCCCGCGCCCAAGCCCGCACCCAAGCCAGCGCCGCCGCCAGCGCCUGCGCCUGCGCAGCAGCGCGACUACGAGCAGCUGUUCAAAUCCUUUGAGCGCAAGCAGCAGCUCGAGCAGCAGCAGCAGCAGCUGCUCAGCAGUCCCGCCAAGCGGCACAACAAGAACAUCAACAAUCUAACGCUCAAUCUGCAGCAGCAGCAGCAGCAGGAGACGCCCAGCAAGAGCAGCCGCAAGCCAGCGCCAGCGCCACGCAGCAUACACCUCGAGCAGCGACAGCGACGUGAGCUGCAGCAGCGACGCCAACAGCUGCAGCAGCAACUAGCGCAGCUGCCAGCAGCGCAGUGCAGCUUUGAGCUGGAAGCAUCGCCCACUAAUCCGCGGCAGCAGCUGCGCGCGCUGCAGCAGCGCAUACAUCGACUGGAGGCGCAACGCAAUGCGACGCGCGUCAUGGAGGAGAAUCAGCAGGCGAAGCUUAAGCAGUCGAUUGAGCUUAAGCAGGAGCAGCUGGCCAAAUUGAGAGCAAUGCUCAAGCAAAAGCCGCAGAACACUUGUCUCAAGGAGGAGCUGCAGCAUGUGGGUGAAUCGCUGGACAGCGAUCGCAAAGCCUUUGAGGAUUUGGAGUUUCAGUACUUUGAGGAGGAGUCGGAGCAUCAUGCCAGCCAUGAGCAGCUCAAGCAGCAGGAGCAGCGUUUGGCUAUCGAAGCUGAGCUCGCCGCGCUGCGCAUACAGCUGGGCCCAGAGCAGACGGCAGUGGAGCAGCCAGCACAGCCUCAAGCUCAACCUCAACCUCAAUCCUCAAGCAAUCUGGUCAAUGGCGUCAUGUCGCAGUCGCUGUUCGGCUCAGCUGAGCUGCUGUGCCCCAAGCGGCGCGACCAGGAGGACCUCAUGUCCAAGAGCGUCAAUGAGAACAUGUUCUUUGGCCACAACAAGAUCGAGAUCAGCAGCAGCACGCCCAAGCGUGCGCCACUGCAGCUUUGCCACAACUCCGGCAGCUGUGAGCAGAUUAGCUUCAAUCUAUCACUGGGCAGUGACAGAUUCGAGGUGAAUCCGCUGCUGGAGCAUCGUGUGCCCUCGCAGGAUGACAUUGAUCGCAGCUGCCAGGUGGCCAAGGAUGCGCCCAUUUCGGCCAGCCAAGGCGCCAGCACCAAAAUCUUUGACAGCAUCAAAGAAAUUGAGCGCAAUCGCAAGCUGCUGCUUGCCCAGCAGGGUCACCAAGUCAUUGAGCAUGAGCGUCAAAAGAUUUACGAUCUGAAGAAGAAAAGUCACGACGAAGCGCGCACUCAAUAUUUACUCUCGACUCAAACGACGACGACGACGACGACGCCCACGACGGAGCCAACAACAACAGCAACCACCACAGCCAAUGGCGGCAAGGAUGCCAAGCUCUUUGACAAGUGCGAGCUGCUGGAGUUGAACAAAGAAUCGAACCAGAAUAAAGAAAACAAUGCGGCAGCAACAACAACAACAGCAGCAACAGCAGCAACACAACAGCAACAACAACGGCACUCGCAGCCAGAACUGGAGCAACAUGCUGUAACAUCCACAGCUCGCAGUCCGCGUCCCUUGUCCGAGGCCAACAACUGCGAUGCGCUGAUUGAGGCGCCCAAGUUUGGCAGCAAUGGGGACGCCGCUGUGGACAAGCGCGCCAGCAGCAACAGCAAUUCGCAGGACACCGCCUCGGCGGGCAGCGGCAGUGGCAGCAGCGGCAGCAGCAGCAACAGCCAAAGCGAGCGCAAGCGUGUGCUGCCCAAACAUCAGCGCCCCUUGACGCGUUACUUGCCCAUCUUCUCGCCGGAUCUGAAUCUGCGUCAUCACAUCGAGACGGCUGGCCAUCAAAUCGAUCUCUGUCCGCAUGUCUUUGUCGAUGCGCACAGUUGUCGCGGUUACUUGCACAAGCUUGGAGCCACCUUUCAUGCCUGGUCACGUCGCUGGUUCGUGCUGGACAGACAGCGUAGUGCGCUCAUCUACUACUCGGACAAGUCGGAGCGCAAGCCACGCGGCGGCGCCUACUUUGCUACCAUAGACGAGGUCUACUUGGAUCAUUUGAAUGCCUCGAAGAGCGGUCGACCCCACUGCACGUUUAUUGUCAAGACUAAGAAGCGCAGCUACAAUCUCCAAGCGGCAUCCGAUGCGGCUGCGCGCAUUUGGAUCGAUGCCAUCAUAACUGGCGCCCAGGGCAAUCUGGACUACUAACCAACACACACUUAUAUAUAUAUAUAUUUAUAUAUAUAUAUGCGCAGCCUGUAAUUACAAACUGUUUGUUAUUUUGUAAGCCAUGCUCAUCCUUUAGUAUUAAGCAGUAACUAACUUAUAUACAUAUGUCUAUGUAUAUUUGGCAACUAACGAAAUCAGAGAUUUCAAUACUGGACCAAAGUAAGCAAUGUAUUUUUCGUAUGCUUUUAAUUUGUCAUAGUCUAGCGCAUUAAGCACUAUUUUUAUAAACAUAUACAUAUUAUUAUACACUUAUAACUACUACUACUACUACUUACAUUAGACAAAAACCCAACGGUAAUAACGCAGCCAUUUCUAUCAGACUAAUUGUAAACUUAAACUAACAACAACCAUUGACUUAUGACUAUGUAUGUUAUACCGCAAACAUUUAUGUGAACUUAACUAUAUACGCGUAUAUAUUGUGUAUACUUAAGCAUAACUUACAUAUAACUUCAUGUGUACAUGUGUAAGCGACAAAUUUGUUACUGGUGAGCUUUGCUUACAUUGCAUACAAAGAAUUCCCUCAAAUCUUUGCUCAGGCAAACUGAAAUAAAAAUCUUUAUAUAGUAUAUAUAGAA
Molecule: messenger RNA, 4396 nt
Organism: Drosophila busckii
Lineage: Eukaryota; Metazoa; Arthropoda; Insecta; Diptera; Drosophilidae
Product: pleckstrin homology-like domain family B member 1
Exons: 11
Coding region: 279-3800 (1173 amino acids)
Molecular function (GO): protein binding
Source: RefSeq, a predicted model, not a curated record